Manis pentadactyla (Chinese pangolin) is the source of this 2717-nucleotide messenger RNA. It is a transcript of the gene SLC38A11, whose product is annotated as solute carrier family 38 member 11. Gene Ontology annotation, biological process: amino acid transmembrane transport. The record is from RefSeq and is a predicted model, not a curated record. The transcript has 12 exons. Bases 169 to 1560 code for a protein of 463 amino acids. NCBI's taxonomy places the organism in Eukaryota, Metazoa, Chordata, Mammalia, Pholidota, Manidae. Gene Ontology annotation, molecular function: amino acid transmembrane transporter activity.
GCGGGAGGAAGGAGGUGCAUUCGGCCGGGCAGGCUCCGGGGGGGGGGGGAGCCCAGCCAGCUGGGGGCUGCACCCGCGGGGCUGGGCGAGGUCGCGGAGGAGGCCGCUCGCUGCGGCGGGUGCCCGGGCCGAGAACAGUCCACCUGCCGAGGAGGGCUCCGUGCAGCCAUGGGCUACCAGGGGCAGCGACCUGCCGUCCCGCCGCAGAGUGAUCUAGAUGACAAAGAAACCCUCGUUUCUGAACAGAGGCGCGGAGGGAAAACCUGGCGUCUGUCUGCCGCCGUUUUUAAUGUUGUCAACUCGAUUAUAGGGUCUGGUAUAAUAGGAUUGCCGUAUUCAAUGAAGCAAGCCGGCUUUCCUCUGGGAAUAUUGCUUUUAUGCUGGGUUGCAUAUGUUACAGACUUUUCCCUUGUUUUAUUGAUAAAAGGAGCAGCCCUCUCUGGGACAGAUACUUACCAGUCUUUGGUCAAUAAAACCUUCGGCUUUCCAGGCUACUGCAUCCUCUCUGUUCUACAGUUUUUUUAUCCUUUUAUAGCUAUGAUAAGUUACAACAUAAUAACUGGAGAUACUUUGAGCAAAGUUUUCCAAAGAAUCCCAGGAGUUGAUCCUGAAAAUUUAUUUAUUGGCCGUCACUUCAUUAUUAUACUCGCCACAGUUGCCUUUACUCUGCCUUUGUCUUUGUAUCGAGAUAUAGCAAAGCUUGGAAAGAUCUCUCUUAUUUCUACAGUUUUAACAACUGUGAUUCUUGGAAUUGUAAUGGCAAGAGUCGUUUCCUUGGGUCCAUACAUACCGAAAACAGAUGAUGCCUGGGUAUUUGCAAAGCCCAACGCCGUUCAGGCUGUCGGUGUGAUGUCGUUUGCCUUUAUUUGCCACCAUAACUCCUUCUUAGUUUAUGGUUCUUUGGAGGACCCCACAGUAGCUGAGUGGUCCCGGGUCAUCCACGUGUCCACGCUGGCUUCUAUGUUCGUCAGUCUUCUCUUUGCUGCAUGUGGCUACUUGACAUUUACUGGCUUCACCCAAGGAGACUUAUUUGAAAAUUAUUGCAGAAAUGAUGACCUGGUAACAUUUGGAAGAUUUUGUUAUGGAGUCACUGUCAUUUUGACAUAUCCAAUUGAAUGUUUUGUAACAAGAGACGUAAUCGCCAGUGUCUUUUUUGGUGGGACACUUUCCUCAGUCUUUCACAUUAUCAUGACAGUGGUCAUCAUCACUGCAGCCACGUUUGUGUCGCUGCUGAUUGACUGCCUUGGAAUCGUUUUAGAACUCAAUGGCGCGCUGUGUGCGGCUCCCCUCAUAUUUAUCGUGCCGUCAGCGUGCUAUCUGAAACUGUCUGAAGAACCAAGGACUCACUCAGAUAAGAUGAUGUCCUGCAUCAUGCUUCCCAUUGGUGCCAUCAUAAUGGCGGCUGGAUUCGUCAUGGCUGUCACCAACCCUCAAGACUGUACCCACGGGCAGGAAAUGUUCUACUGCUUUCCUGGCAAUGCCUCCGUCACUAACAGCUCAAUUUCUCAUUUUCAACUGACAACACAACUUUCAAUUUUGAACAUCAGUAACUUUGAAUGAGUUGCCUGCUUUAAAAACUAUGUAUAUUUUCAUAGACUUCUAUAGUGUAUGACAUUCACACAUGUUUUAGUCUGCAUGUCAUGAAAUUAUUAGUUUGGCAUUUAUUUAGACUUGGUUUUCUUUAUUCUUUAGUCCAGUAUAAAAGAUAAAGAGGAAAAAAAUUACAUGUGUUUUAUUUUAAACUGGGACAAAAUACAUGUUUUGUUUUAAUGAUGGCACUGCAUUAAUCUUAAUUUGCAGAAGGAAAAGUGAAGCCUCUAGCAUUUGCUGCCAUCCUCUCAAAGCAAUAUUCUUUUCUUUAAUGUGUGAGCUGACAUAUUGCACUCCAAAAUAAGUAAGUGAUUGUGGGUUGGAAUUUCGUGGAUGUGUCCUUUAUGAGAAAGAAAUGAUUUUUCUCAAAGUUUAUGGCAUCUAAGGGAAGGAGAAGGAAACUCAUAUUCCAGGAGCAAAGUGAAGGUUUUAUGUAAUUCUAAUUUUAGCCACAUCCCUUGUUUAGAGGGUAGUGAACCCCUGGAGAAAUAAGUACAAUCCUUCUCAUGUUAAGAGGAUGAAUAAUAGGAUGUACAGAGCAAGGUGGGUGAGGAAUCAAAACUGCCUCUCAAGUUUUGAUCCUAUGGGAAUACGACGGUAGUGCUGUUAAAUGAAUUAUAAAGCAGGGAAAAGCCGCAAGCUGUUCUGAGGCACAAGCCCAGGAUAUCAGUUAUGUAUCAUCUUUGGACCUGUUGAAUUUAACCUGCUGGUGGGACUAUGCCCUGGAAACUGAACCUUCAGAUUAGAAGCUUGCAAGAGAAUCAGGGGUACAGACAAGGCAUUCUAACUCUUCCGGGGCUCCACAGAUACACACUUAGGAGCUCUGUUGACAGGAUUAACCAGAAGCAGACACUCAGGUGGAGUUUGGUAUGCAGAGUAUUUAUUAGGGAUAAUAACUAAUGGGAGGAGGGGGAAAGGAAGAUGGGGAGAGUGAAAUGGAACAGGCCCACGAAGCCUCCGUGAGGUCCACAGGGCGUCUGGAGCAUACAUGGUCCAUGUGAGCUGUCCCUGCUGAGGUGAGAUAGCCGAGUUCUGAUACCACCGCCUCCACCAGCUCUUGAAUGUGGGCACCUGUAGAGGAUAUGCCCCUGGGAGAAGCAGCCCUCCGCAGCUGAGCCAACCCUAAA